Messenger RNA from Abrus precatorius (Indian licorice), 866 nucleotides. RefSeq names its product DNA-directed RNA polymerases IV and V subunit 4-like. Bases 94 to 666 code for a protein of 190 amino acids. Gene Ontology annotation, molecular function: nucleotide binding. Gene Ontology annotation, biological process: DNA-templated transcription initiation. NCBI's taxonomy places the organism in Eukaryota, Viridiplantae, Streptophyta, Magnoliopsida, Fabales, Fabaceae. Gene Ontology annotation, cellular component: RNA polymerase complex. The transcript is spliced from 10 exons. The record is from RefSeq and is a predicted model, not a curated record.
AUUCACGUUUUGUUGUGCCUCAGCGGUCUUUCUCUUCUCCAGCUCCACUGCACUCCUGUGGCCUUUUCUCUGCGGUUGAAGCAAGUUUUGACGAUGUCAGAGAAAGGAGGAAAGGGUGGUUCGUUGUUAAGCAACAAAGGAGGAUCCCUAAAAGGGAAAGAUGACAGUGCAACAAAAUCAUCUAAGGGAAGGAGGGUUCAGUUUUCUAAAGAAGGAGGUAAAGGCAACAAGGUUGCAAACGGUGGAAAGAGUUCUCUCUCAAAAGACUCACAGCCAUCAGAGCCUAGAAUUGAUCAAAGACUCCCAGAAAAUGUCAAAUGCUUGACAGACUAUGAGGCUGCAGAUGUUUUACAAGGAAUUCAAGAGCAGAUGGUCAUGUUAUCUAGAGAUCCAACUAUCAAAAUUCCUGUAUCUUUUGACAAGGGACUGCAAUAUGCCAAAAGCAAUAGCAAGUUUACAAAUCCUCUGUCCAUAAGAUGCAUUCUUGACCCUCUUGCAAAGUGUGGUCUCACUGACAGUGAGAUAUGCGUGAUUGGUAAUGUGUGCCCAGAAAGUGUUGACGAGGUUCUUGCUCUUCUCCCAUCAUUGAAGGAUAAGAGAAACAUUGAUACCGAAAUUCUUAAAGGUGCAUUGAGUGAGCUUGCUAAGGUUAGACAACCAAUGUAAAACCACACAAUGAAAAGGCUUAUGGGUUUUCCCUUUAGGGGACACGUAAAUGUAGCACAUGUGAAACAAUGAGUUACUGAGACAUUGUAAUGUAAAACUUUAAUCAUGUGUUAUAUUCUUUUUUAGUUUCUAGUCGUGUCCUCAUAGAAUUUGUACAUGCAAAGGUUUUACGUGGAUCUUAUAUAUCAUCCAUCCAUUAC